Leptopilina heterotoma is the source of this 1451-nucleotide messenger RNA. Its product is annotated as putative odorant-binding protein A10. The record is from RefSeq and is a predicted model, not a curated record. The transcript has 3 exons. The coding region runs from base 423 to 767 and encodes 114 amino acids. NCBI's taxonomy places the organism in Eukaryota, Metazoa, Arthropoda, Insecta, Hymenoptera, Figitidae.
GAGAGACCUCGGACCAGUGCGUCUCUAGAUUUCGUGCCGAGAAGACCAAAAAACCAACUUAUAAAUUCUCGACUCUUCCUUUUUGUCAUCUUUCAUUUCCUUCCUCUUUCUCUCUCUCUCUCUCUCUCUCUCUUUCACUCUUUCUCCAUUUUCUUUUUUAUUUUUCACCAUUUUUCCUCUCUUUUUAUUCUCAAUUUUUCCUACAUUACAGUCCACCUGUUACGCACCCCUUUUGAAAUCAAGUGAAAAGAAAUUGCGAUAAAUCUUGUCUCUCUCCAUCUCUCGGGGAAAAUUCAAAAAUCGAGUAAUCGUGAAAUUGACCAUAUCAGGGCUUUAUUUAGUAUAUAUAUAUAGAUAUAUAUAAAUUAAAGACCCUUGGAAAGCGCUUGUCACCACCCUUCGGCACGCUCUUGUAUUUCACCAUGACUUUAUUAAUCAAGAUUUCCGUAAUGUGCCUGGCAAUCUACGCAGUAACAGCUAUUCCUCUCGAGGGACAGCAGAAUAAACCAAAAAUCUCCGAGGAAGAUUUGGAAAUUGCUUUGAAAGACAGUCGUUAUAUAAAGAAGCAACUAACGUGCGCCUUGGAGAAUAUCAAAUGUGACUCAGUUGGUCGUCGAUUGAAAAGUCUAGCGCCAUUGGUAUUAAGAGGCAGCUGUCCACAAUGUACCCAGGAAGAAGCUACCUACAUCAGAAAAGUUCUAGCACACGUUCAAAGAGAAUAUCCAAUAGAAUGGGCGAGACUAAUACAAAAGUAUUAUAAAUCCUAAAAUCAAGUUGGCAUCACACGAGAGAGAGAGAAUUUGCUAUCUUUCUUACACCGAACACACAAUAUUGAAUGAGAGUAAGCAAGAGAGAAUGAAAGAAAGUAAGCAAGCAAGAAAGAAAGAAAGAAAGAAGGAAACUAAAGAAAAAGUACACGUUAGAAAAGAAAACAAUCCAUAGAAAUGCUUUUGGUGGAAAAGAGUUUAAAAAAAAGGAAAGAAGACAGAAAAUAGAGAAAAUGAAUAAAUGUAUGUGUAUAUAUAUAUAUGUGUGUGUCUCUCUCUCUCUCUAUCUGUGUGUACGUGUUAGAGAGGUUCUUGUCAGAAUGAGAGAGUGACAGUGAAAGUUGAUUGUAAAACUCUUUGGGAAUUCCAAUAGGAGACUCUAAGUAUCUAUAUCCGUUUUCAAUGACGUUUUAAUCUAUCAGACUUUUAUCUUCUAUUUUUUUUCUCUUUUUUUUAUCUCCUUCUUUUAAUAAUAUACCCAGUUUUAUAUAUAUAUAUUUCAUAUAUAUAACGUGAUUUCUGUCUUACGAUGUCAAUAACUUUCAAUUACCUUCUCUUCUUGAGAAAUUUAAACUUUCUUUUUCAUUUAUAUACAAAUACAAAUCGAAAAAAAUGUCGGAACAAUUUGUCACUUUUUCAUACUGUCGAUUUUCAUCUAUUUUUUAAUGUUUAUACUGCAAUUUU